Paramormyrops kingsleyae is the source of this 4777-nucleotide messenger RNA. Lineage: Eukaryota; Metazoa; Chordata; Actinopteri; Osteoglossiformes; Mormyridae. The record is from RefSeq and is a predicted model, not a curated record.
CGGCCGGCAACCGACGCCCCCGACCUGCCCCGCUCCGGCAGCAGCUGCAUUACCUGCACCGUGUAGAUUUAAGGGCCACGGGGAGAGGCGGACCGGAGUAAUGGGAGUUCCGCUUCUGGUUUAGAGCAGUUCAGGGCAUCCGAGGCGUCGAGGAGGCGGCGGCCGAGGGAGGGAACAUACCGAAGAGCGAAUUCAUUAGGAGGGACUGUGGGCUGGGAGCGCAUACCGACUAUUCCGGUGUGUGAAUCAGGUGCCCGGCGGGUGUGGAUCAGAGAGAUGGAUGCCCCGUCCACCUAGGACUCACCCCCCCUCUGAUGGACUCCGGCGGAGAAUAGGGAGACCCGGUAUAUAUGUGUCAUGGCCACCGCACUGCACAGAGGUGCUGAGCUGAUCAGCUCAGCAGAAAGCAAGAAAAUGGAGCCCAGAGUGAAGGAGAAGACAGGCUCAUGGGCCUCCCACAUGACCAACUCGCCCACCUUGAUCGUGAUGAUCGGCCUGCCGGCCCGCGGCAAGACCUACAUGUCCAAGAAGCUCACUCGCUACCUCAACUGGAUCGGCGUGCCCACCAAAGUGUUUAACCUGGGCCAGUAUCGGCGCGAGGCUGUCAAGUCCUACAAGUCCUAUGAUUUCUUCAGGCAUGACAACGAGGAAGCCAUGAAGAUUCGCAAACAGUGUGCCUUGGUGGCCCUGCAGGAUGUCAAGGUUUACCUGGGCGAGGAGGGAGGUCAGAUUGCUGUGUUUGAUGCCACUAACACCACCAGGGAAAGAAGAGACCUCAUCCUGGAUUUUGCAAAGGAGAAUGCGUUUAAGGUGUUUUUCGUGGAGUCAGUGUGUAAUGACCCAGAGGUGAUUGCAGCCAAUAUCUUGGACGUGAAGGUGUCCAGCCCAGAUUACCCAGAGAGACACAGGGAGCGAAUUAUGGAUGACUUCCUCAAGAGGAUCGAAUGCUACAAGGUCACCUACCAAGCUCUGGAUCCAGAUGAAUAUGAUAGGGACAAGUCCUUCAUCAAGGUGAUCAAUGUGGGCCAGCGCUUCCUCGUCAACCAGGUGCAGGACUACAUCCAGAGCCGCAUAGUUUACUACCUCAUGAACAUCCAUGUGCACUCGCACUCCAUCUACCUGUGCCGGCACGGUGAGAGUGAGCACAACGUGCAGGGCCGCAUUGGCGGCGACUCCGCGCUCUCCCUGCGCGGGAGGCAGUUCUCCCGUGCUCUGCGGGGUUUCAUCGAGGAGCAAAGUCUCCCGGACCUCAAGGUCUGGACCAGUCAACUGAGGAGAACCAUCCAGACGGCGGAGGAGCUGGGCGUGCCCUACGAGCAGUGGAAGAUCCUCAACGAGAUUGACGCGGGGGUUUGUGAGGAGAUGACCUACGAGAUGAUUGAGGAUUCCUACCCAGAAGAGUUUGCGCUGAGGAACCAGGACAAGUACCACUACCGCUACCCAGGAGGAGAGUCCUACCAGGACCUGGUGCAGAGACUUGAACCCGUGAUCAUGGAGCUAGAGAGACAGGGCAACGUACUGGUGAUCUGCCACCAGGCCGUCAUGCGCUGCCUGCUGGCCUACUUCCUGGACAAGAGUGCAGACGAGCUGCCUUACCUGAACUGCCCUCUUCAUGAGGUCCUCAAACUCACCCCAGUGGCUUAUGGUUGCAAAGUGGACAGGUUCGACCUGAAGGUGGAGGCUGUGAGCACCCAGCGGGACCGUCUGACGGACUUAGCCCAGAGGAACUCCGCACCUGGCCUCCCCCGGCGGAUUAGUUUCACCCCCCUAUCCAGUCACGAGCAGGCCAAGCGCCCCCGGUGCAGCACUGACAUCCAGUCGGGGCUGCCCCUCACCCCCCCCUCCGGGGGCCCUGCACUUCCCUGAACCACGAGAGGGGGCAGCAAUUCCAGAAAGCCAAGUUAGUGUUGAACACCCUGCUGCGGACAGCGCUGGCUUGUCAUCACUCUAAAUUUAACGCAGUGCUGGUCUCCCCACCACAUGCCUAACGUCCCCCCCCCACCCCAUCCACCCCUGCCCCACUUAUAAAUCCAUCAGUGGAAUGUCAGAGUGGCUUCCAUAUCUGUGUCAUCUCCUGUCCUUACACCACUGUGCUGAUCACUGUUUAUCUGAAGUGCUGCCAUAAAAUUGCUGAAACUGACUUAGCUGGUCUAGCCCCCAGCUACUGGCCGUCCAUUUUGUGGUUUUUUUUCUGCUUCCUUCCCUGUCCCUCCUUUUCGCCUCUCAGUGCCGGGAAUCACCCGUCUUUCUAUGUGUGUGGCCUGAGGGUCUCUCUGAGCGAUUCCAUAGACACGGUGUCCAUCGCUGCUCCUUCUUCAACACGCAGCUCAUCUGCUAGACACCAGCAGACUGUGCAAACUGCCUGUGCCGCCUCUCAGAAUGGCUGUCUGCCACCUCCCAAACACGCGUCUCUUUAAUGCUGCGGUGUUUGCACACAGGCGGCUCCUGGUCCGUACUCCAAGCGGGCACACCCUUGGACGCCCGUCAGUGCCCCCAGCCUGGGGACCUAAGCCCCAGUGCAGCGUAGGGUCCCUGGGGCCUUUUAUCUCCCAUGCUGGCCGUGUUUUGAGCUGCCCUUCCGUUCCUGACGCCUCCUGGUCUCGCCUCCCCAAUCCUGCCGUAGAUGUUCCACUGUGUCAGUGUGACGCAGCCCAAAGCGUUUCCUGUAUCAGUGAGUCAGCCACAGCCUAAAAUGUUUCCGGUACAUGUGUGUCUGUGUGAGGCAGGGGGGGUUCGGAGGAGGGUCCCCUGGCCAUAUCCUCACUCCCCCUCACCCUGUCGUCUCGGUCACAUGUCUGCCACCACCGGAAGCCCCGCCCCUCCACAGACCUCCAGCUGAUACUUGCCAAGCAUUGCUGGUGGUUACAGCGCUUCAGUGGCAUUUCAGCUGAUCGCUGUCUGUCCCGUCUGGGAAGGUUCGGGGUGUCAGCCACAAAAGUGAUAACCCAUGUGCAUGCAGCCUGUGUAGGGUCUUCAUACAGGUCAUUUAGGGCUAAAAGUUACACAGUUAAACGCAGCACACUUUGUGUGUCCUUUGUACACCUUUGGUAAACAAAGAUUUGAAAUGAUACGGUAUGCUGAAUGGUGAUCCCAGUGCAGCUUGCUGACAACAAAGGGAUAUUUAUUAUAAACUAAACUCAGAAGUGAACCAGAAACAAAAGGGUCCAUGAUGAGUUUAAUCACAGGUGGGAAGGUGAUGAGAAUUAAACCAAGGCUAGAACGAAAACAUAAGGAAUCACAGGAUAACACAUGGAAACACACACAGCAGUAACAAUGACUGACAAAGGAACAGGGCAUAGGUAAGCACUUAAUAUGAAGAGGUUUUAGCAAGGACAGGUGUGGGCUAUUACCAAUUACAUACAACCAACUAGGUACUACAGGGAACAGGUGAUGGUUGUUAACAGGCACUAAAGACUCAGAAAUCAAACACUAGGAGGUACAAGGCAUGUAAGCGAACGGGACAUAACCGAGAACCAAGGCACAAAAACAUCCAAUACAGAAACACAAAAGUUAAUAUAACAAGGGGUUCAAGAAAAAUGUUGAAUAUUAUUGAGGCCAGAACAGAAGGGAAGCAACAGUUCUCACCCACCUGCUUAGCCCAUUCAGCCACUUAACAACCCAGGGAACAACAAUAGGAAACAACAAAGGUGCCAGAACACAAAGUAACAAACAGGAUGGCAAGUGAAUGGGAGAACAGAGAGGAGCAAGGCAGCGACUGAUCCCGUCGAGAUUUCUGGUACAUGUAAGCAUAAAAUGAUAUUUUGCUACCCAGUUUGUACAAGCAAUAUAUAUCACAGAUGAACAGUGUAUGUAAUGUGUACAUUAUAUGGCAUGCAUGUCUAUGCAUGCAUGUGUGUAGUAUGAUAAACAUUAUAAUGUUGUGUGGAUAUAAUAUUUUUAGUGUGAUGUGUAUGUGAUUCCCCUUCAGUUUCUAUAAGAAUAUGUGCUAGUUUGUCUGCUUGUUUGCAUUGAACCUUCAUAUCCUAUAUGGUACUUCAUUCAGUCCACAAGUCCCAAUUAAUAAUAAAUAAAUAAUACAAAACGUAACAGUUCAGCAUUAUCAGACAUCUUCACUAACAUAUAGCAAUUGGUUGGAUUUUGUUUUAGGUUCAAUAUCCUGACCCCUGACUGCAUUCACUCCACUGAAGUCUGUUUGAAAUGUAUUUAAAUGGUACAAAAUGGGCUUUGCCCAUGGUAGUAGCUCUGAAGUUCUCCAUGAGAGCAUGAAGCUUCCCUGGAAGAUGGUGUUUACUCCCGGGGAGUACUCCCCCAUUGUUUGCUAGUCAGGGAUGCUGAUAGAUGAUAUAUCACUCAGGGACCUUGGACAUCGCCCCCCCCACUUAUGGCACCCCUGUUUUUAACCAGCUAGCUAGCAAUGACCUUCUGGAACAUGUUGUUUCUAUUUAAUUUUUAGUGCAAUGACUAUUUGUGCCAACAGGGGACCUUGUGCAAAUGCGUACUAUGAGUGGUGGUAAAUAUCGCCGCUGUGUGCUCCCAGGGUGGGUGUGGACAGAGGCCCCUGGGCUACUUGAUUUCUGAGAGCCCCACCUCCCCGGGGCAGAAGAAAACAACAUAUUUUGUCAGGUCAUUUAUAUUAAAACAUUUCAGUAGUACAGACCAUCUGGCUGCUAACUAGCUAGCUGGCAUCUCUUUUGGAAGAAAAGUAAAUAUUAAGUCUGGUGUAAAUGGCUCUCAUUGAAUGUAGCAACAGAUGUUUUUGAAUUUUUUGUUCCACUUGCUCUUUGCACCCCCUAAUUAAAAUACCUGUGAGCCUGAA